AUGACCCUCUCCAAAGAGUAUGAAGCGUCCCAGCAGACUGGCUUGCCACUGGACGAGGAUGAAGUAGACAUAGUGGGAGAGGACAAGCCUCUCCAUGACCAGCAUCUUCUCUACCGGACCGACAGCACCACGGAGCCUAGCUCCUCCGCCGAUUCCAGCGCUGAACUGGACUGCUCGGAGUUCGACUCGUCUGGGGAGAGCGAGAAUAGUUUCUGUGCAGACACACCUUCAUUGGGAAGACCUCACGGUUCUGUAAAGCCCCCGUAUUCCUACAUCGCUCUCAUCACCAUGGCAAUCUUACAGUGUCCUCUGAAAAAACUGACGCUGAGUGGCAUCUGUGACUUCAUCAGCAACAAGUUCCCCUACUACCGGGAGAAGUUUCCGGCGUGGCAGAAUUCUAUCAGGCACAACCUGUCACUCAACGACUGCUUUAUCAAGAUUCCGAGAGAGCCUGGAAACCCAGGCAAAGGCAACUACUGGUCUCUGGACCCCGCAUCUGAGGACAUGUUUGACAACGGCAGCUUUCUCCGGCGCAGGAAGAGGUUUAAGAGAAACCAGCAGGAGUAUCUGAAAGAUGGACUCAUGUUUUACCCAAACUUCAGCUGUUACCGGCCUUACGAGCGACCUUACUGCGUCCAAAGCCAAACGAGCGUACCGGCUGCCCCUCUCAGGUAUAUGCCCGUUCCGGACGGGCUCGUGAUGUCAACUUCCUUCUACUUACCAUACCCGAGACUAAGCAGCAUCUGUAAGGUAGUUGCUCCCAAAAACUUCAGAAUGAAACUUUAUGCAGUAACACCCGCAGAACAGAAGCCUGCGAGCGACACACAUAUGAAGUGUUCAUUCAGUAUUGACAGCAUUAUGAGUAGAACCUCUCCUUAUGUAUCACAGAACUCAAAUCCACGGAACUCCAACCCACAUUGUUCUGUUGAUCUUCUCACGGGCACUGCUUGUUUGGUUCCGAGCCUGAUUCAAGCUUCAAUAACUCCAUUCUGCCCAAGUGCAAUGUUGAGCGCUGCUCCUUCAAUAACAGAGAAUGUCCCAAUGUGUUACCUUAGUUGUUGAAGUGUUUGUUUGUUAUAGCAUUAGCCAAAGAAACCUCUUUUUUUAUACAAGUGAUAAAAUGAUACAAUGGAGGCACGUUUGCGCAUUUCUCAAAUAAAUGAUUUAAACUGCAUGUUAUUUAUGUUCAUUCAAUGUUGAAUAUGUCAAAUGAAGUUAAUGUAAAUAAGAA
Messenger RNA from Coregonus clupeaformis (lake whitefish), 1231 nucleotides. It is a transcript of the gene foxd5, whose product is annotated as forkhead box D5. Gene Ontology annotation, molecular function: RNA polymerase II cis-regulatory region sequence-specific DNA binding; DNA-binding transcription factor activity, RNA polymerase II-specific. Lineage: Eukaryota; Metazoa; Chordata; Actinopteri; Salmoniformes; Salmonidae. The record is from RefSeq and is a predicted model, not a curated record. The transcript has a single exon. Gene Ontology annotation, biological process: cell differentiation; anatomical structure morphogenesis; regulation of transcription by RNA polymerase II. The coding region runs from base 1 to 1062 and encodes 353 amino acids.